This is a messenger RNA of Dalotia coriaria, 1863 nucleotides long. RefSeq names its product fructose-1,6-bisphosphatase 1-like. Gene Ontology annotation, cellular component: cytoplasm; cytosol. NCBI's taxonomy places the organism in Eukaryota, Metazoa, Arthropoda, Insecta, Coleoptera, Staphylinidae. Gene Ontology annotation, molecular function: fructose 1,6-bisphosphate 1-phosphatase activity. The record is from RefSeq and is a predicted model, not a curated record. The transcript is spliced from 6 exons. The coding region runs from base 637 to 1731 and encodes 364 amino acids. Gene Ontology annotation, biological process: gluconeogenesis; fructose metabolic process; sucrose biosynthetic process.
AACAUUUCUACGACACCGUCGAAUUGUUAGGAAGACCUGGGCGCUAUUAUAGUACGUGCUCUAGGAACGCUCCAACUGUUUGCUCGCAAAGGUGUAACUAAUACCGUUUCUCCAACAAAAAUCCAAGUCAAAGAUUGCCCCCGCUCCUGACUGCUGACGUUUUGCAUCGCACUGUGGGCGUAUUAUUGGGGACCUGAGGUGCAUUAUGAGGAGAGGGAAUCGUCCGGGCUACGAAAUAGGGGGAAACGAUAAUGGCAUUCUCGAGUCUCGUUUCGAGUGGCGUUCUCGGCUGCCGCCACCGCCCAGCAACGCGGAGGGAAAUAGAAAUAUAGAUUUAACGUUUGGGAAAUGGGCAUAACAGACACCCCGGAAGCCGUAACAGAUUAUUACCGAAAUUUAUAUCAGAACCGAUGCCUGGGGCUUUUUGCGGAAGCUCACAAUGUUUUGCAAUUUAUCUUUUACGUGUGCACGUCAAUUAGAAGGGAUUAAUCUUAUCUGACUGUGACGGGCAGGUGACACUAUUCCAUCAAAUAUUUACUCAACUUAUGCUUAGUUGUCAGUGAAAUUAUGGCAACAUUUAAAUUUAAGCUUUGUCAGUUCGGUCAUAAUUUUUGUUGCUGUUUCAAUAACUAGAAAAUGUUUUGUAUGAAAUUAAAAAAUAUUGUGUCACUAUUGUUUCGUAAAAAUCCAGAUCUUAGUAUUCGAGAACAACAUGCGGGUGCGGGUAAACAAAAAACGGAAUAUAUCACGCUAACAAAAUUCAUAAUGGCCGAACAAAAGAAGAUUCCACAUGCAACUGGAGAUUUUACACAACUACUUAACAGUCUGCAGACUGUGGUGAAAAUUGUGGACAUUGCAGUUAGGAAAGCUGGUAUCACUCAAUUGUUUGGUUUGCAUGGAACUACUAAUUUUCACGGACAACUCCUAAGGAAACUCGAUGUCCUCUCCAACGAACUUUUCAUUAAUAUGUUAUCAUCUUCUUAUACUGUUGGAGCUAUGGUCUCCGAAGAAAACGAGAAAAUUAUUGAGGUAGCUCCGGAAACUCGUGGAAAGUAUUUAGUUUGUUUCGAUCCUUUGGACGGCGCUUCCAACUUGGACUGUUUAGCAUCAAUUGGUUCCACGUUUGGAAUUUACAAAUUGGAACACAACGAUAAUCCCACAGUGAAUGACUUCCUACUCCCAGGAAGAAGAUUGGUCUCAGCAGGUUAUGCGCUGUACGGCAGCGCUACAGCAAUUGUACUUUGUAGUGGUAGUGGUGUCAAUGGCUUCAUGCUGGAUCACUCAAUCGGGGAAUUCCUACUCACUGAUCCUAACAUGAAGAUUCCGAAAAAGGGUCGUUUUUAUUCGGUUAAUGAGGGACACAGGGCUUCUUGGCAGGAAGCAGUCAAGCAGUAUGUGGACUCAAAGAAGGAUCCUUCGAAAAACAAGCCGUGUUCGUUAAGAUACGUUGGAAGUCUGGUUCCUGACAUACACAGGACCCUGAAAUUUGGGGGAAUAUUUAUACAUCCAACUACAGAAAAAUCACCAGCAGGAAAGUUGCGGCUUCUUUAUGAAUGCAAUCCAAUGGCGUUCAUCGUGGAACACGCUGGAGGCGCAGCUACAGAUGGAUAUAAUCCAAUUUUGGACCUUGUUCCGGAUCAAAUUCACCAUCGGACACCAUUUUUCAUUGGAUCUCAAGAAGAUGUGAGCGAACUAAUACAAACAUUUAAGCAAUUCCAACCAAAGCAGUAACUUUCAAUACUACUAGAGACCUCUAUUUAGAGCUGGCAACUGCAACCGUAGCAGUGAGUAGAAUUCUAUGUUAUUGAAAUGGUUUAUAUUAAAAUAUUACGCAGCAAAUCAUAAAGCAAAUUUAAUUAAUAA